This is a messenger RNA of Hordeum vulgare subsp. vulgare (domesticated barley), 5221 nucleotides long. Its product is annotated as NADH-ubiquinone oxidoreductase chain 1-like. NCBI's taxonomy places the organism in Eukaryota, Viridiplantae, Streptophyta, Magnoliopsida, Poales, Poaceae. Gene Ontology annotation, cellular component: membrane. Gene Ontology annotation, biological process: aerobic respiration. The transcript has a single exon. The record is from RefSeq and is a predicted model, not a curated record. Bases 3351 to 3722 code for a protein of 123 amino acids. Gene Ontology annotation, molecular function: NADH dehydrogenase activity.
UUGGCGCAUACCACGGUGGGGUCUUCGACUGGGGUGAAGUCGUAACAAGGUAGCCGUAGGGGAACCUGUGGCUGGAUUGAAUCCUUCGCGAUGGAAAUGCCCUCGCCUACUUGACUAAACUAAGGACCUCAACGGUAUAAACAUGUAGAUUUUCUACUUUUCCAUUUUCCUUCUUGUUUAUCAAUCACCAAUCAAGACAAACCGGGCACUACGGUGAGACGUGAAAACACCCGAUCCCAUUCCGACCUCGAUAUAUAUGUGGAAUCGUCUUGCGCCAUAUGUACUGAAAUUGUUCGGGAGACAUGGUCAAAGCCCGGAGAAAGAGCAAGAAAACUAAAGAAAGCGUUAGCGCAUUGGACUCGAAAUCCAAAUUGUGCUAGCUGACAAAGAAAAAACAGAAUAUAACAGAGAAAUAUUGGUUCUGGCUGGCAGCGGGCAUAGGACUGAAAAUCCUCUUUCGCCGGGCCUUUUGGACUCGAAAUCCAAACGGAGAGAGUGGUUCAAAUCCACCUCAGAACGAACAAUGAAAAAGGCGUCGAGCGGGUGCAAGCUCGAGGAGCUAGGAAGGAUGGAAGAAAGCUUGACCGUUUUUUCACUGAACUACUCGAACUUUUUGUUAGAAAAAGCGGAAAUAGCUCAGUUCGAGAGAGGGUUGAGCUUCAUCGGUUAGUGUGCACCAAAGGAUGAGGUUUCUUUCCCGUCCUACAAAUUGAAACCGUUCUAGCUUGAUACUGCGAUAUCGUCAAAUCAUCCAACGGAGCAUGGAAACCAUUUCGGUGGCGGUAAUGGCCUCCAGUAGUUUUCUAUGGAACCAUACCACUAUGGUCAUCUAUAUGAUUAGACCGUGCCGCUUCACUAGACUUUCCUGAACCAUCCAUUUGAUCCCCACGGUCGUGACACCACUUUCUAAACAAAAGUUUCCAAAAUCCAAUGCGGAACCAAGCAGUAAGAGAAAUUCAUCAUGGUAAUUAUUAGUCGAAAACCAAAGUGGAACGGAGAGAACGGAGAGUCAGUUACAAUGAAAAAAUUGUUGAGGAAUCAUGUUGAAAGAACAACAUUCUGUGUCAUAAAUAUCGUAUAUAGAGAUUUUUCAUGUAUCGACGCUUUUGAUUCAAUUAUGAAAGUACGCUGUACUGGACUUGCACCCCUAGUUACGCAGAAGUGCAAGCACAGAAGCGGAUGACCGGACCUUACCAACAUACUCAAAAAAGUAUUCUAUACUGGGGUCUGUGCUCUUGACAAGCAGUGUUUCCAGUCUAGCUGUGUCAAAUCGGGUGUGAAGUGUCCUUCUAGGUUCUGGCUGGUAGAGCAGAGGACUGAAAAUCCUCUUUAGUUUCACGCAUGGGACUCUAAAUCCCAAUUGCGCUAGCUCUGUGGUUCGAUUCCACAACAGAACGAACAAUGAAUGAAUGUGGGCGGUCAACCAGGUAAGCCUGUGCCCAGGAAAGAAAGGACUAGGGAGGGAUUGAGAGAAGCUUUCACAGUGGAAAAUGCAAAAAAGCAUAUCGUUCUUAGAAAUUGUGGAAUUUGACUCAGUUAGAGCUAUGGUUUAGCAUCAAGAGGGAAGUUUUGUAAAAGCAACAGGAAGAAUUGCUCAGAUACCCGUGAGCGUAUAUAACUUGGGUCGUGUUAUAAAUGCUCUGGCUAAACCUAUUGAUGGGAGAGGCGAAAUUGUAGCUUCGGAAUCUCGCUUAAUUGAAUCUCCUGCUCCGGGUAGAAUUUCCAGGCGUUCUGUAUAUGAACCCCUUCAAACAUUUAGAAUUGCUAUCGAUUCGAUGAUCCCUAUAGGGCGCGGUCAGCGAGAGUUCAUUAUUGGGGACAGACAGACUGGCAAAACAGCAGUAGCCACAGAUACAAUUCGAAAGAAAAAAGGGCAAGAUGUAAGAAGAACGAGAGCGAGCCUUCACGAAAGAAAAUGCAAGUGAAAGAGAAUUGUAAAAAUUUCCUAAAAGCGGUGGUUCUUUUCUUUAUGGAUCGGGUAGAUCCAUAUGUUCUGAGGGGGAGACGAGGUGUAGCGCAGUCUGGUCAGCGCAUCUGUUUUGGGUACAGAGGGCCAUAGGUUCGAAUCCUGUCACCUUGAUGUGGUAUUCACACAAUGGGGCCGAAGUGCAAAGCCCCGUAGCCUAUCCGUGGUCGGGAAGGCAGGCGAAAAGCGCGCACAAAAGAAAAAGAAAGCUAAAAAGCUUAUUUUGCAAUCCAUUAUCUUUGGUAUUCUUCUAUAUUUAUAUCAUAUUAUAUAGCUAUUUCACAGGUUUUAUUUACAUACCUCAGUCAUGUUAUUUGUCUAGCCUUCAAUCAGAAUAGCCUCUCCACCGGUUCCGAAGAUUCUUUCGGCAUCAAUGUGCUUUUGGAAUCUUCCUAUGAAACAAAUAACAUUCUGGAACAGUUUAGGACAGAACAGGCCUCAGUAGAAAGCGAGCUUUUUUCGCGUAUAGCCACCUCGAAGCCCAAUUAGCGCACGGGCUGCCCCCUCAACUCAACCCUGACGAGUACGCAAACUUGGUCAGGGAGCAUUUAGACGGUGCAGUUAGUAUUGACCACUACCGCCAAGUCCAUAAUUCACAAAUUGAUGAAGUCCACAUAAUGGAGCUCAAAAGCCGAUUACCAAAUCUACUUUUUUAGCAUCUUGAAACCGCACAUAAGAAAUAUUAUGAAUGAAUCACCUUACAAUAACAUACGAGAGACAGCUUUCUAUUUUGUCGAACAACAAGUCGAACCCAAUGAACAAUUCCAUUCAAAGGAAUGUUCUAGAGUUUUUUCCACUAUAUUCGCGAUAUUUAACAAAAUGGAAUGGAAUAAAUUCUUCACGAUUUCUAGAGUUCCGGGAUUACUUCACUGAUAUCGAUUUUCGCCUAAGCACGGCCUCUAGGUUAGUUCAAAGUGUAAUACAACGAACUAUCGAUACACCGAAAACGAGUCAAGAUGGAUACAUAAAAUGGAGACAUCGUGGAUUACCCAAAUUGGGACGACGAUAGGACAUUUCACUUUCUUUCGCAAUAUUUCUGAUCAUGACUCAACCACUAGGAAAGGGGAUUGCUUACUCUCAGCCACGUUUUCGCUUAUGCUUAGUCAAGUGAGGAUUCCAUUCGAAGUAACGUAACAGGAGCACCAUCUUCAAAACUUCUCGGGAUCCGGAGUUUUUCGAUAAAAGGUCCCAUCCUUCAAUAUCAUGAUUGGGUCAACCAGGCCAGAUCAUAAGUGAAAUAGUUUGAUCGGGUCGACCAGGUCAGGCCCGAUCAUGAGUGAAUAGAAAAUCGAAAACGUACAUAGCUGUUCCAGCGGAAAUACUUUGUUUAAUUCUACCACUUCUACUAGGAGUAGCCUUUUUAGUGCUAGCUGAACGUAAAGUAAUGGCUUUUGUGCAACGUCGAAAGGGUCCUGAUGUAGUGGGAUCGUUCGGAUUGUUACAACCUCUAGCAGAUGGUUUGAAAUUGAUUCUAAAAGAACCUAUUUCACCAAGUAGUGCUAAUUUCUCCCUUUUUAGAAUGGCUCCAGUGGCUACAUUUAUGUUAAGUCUGGUCGCUUGGGCCGUUGUACCUUUUGAUUAUGGUAUGGUAUUGUCAGAUCCGAACAUAGGGCUACUUUAUUUGUUUGCCAUAUCUUCGCUAGGUGUUUAUGGAAUAAUUAUAGCAGGUUGGUCUAGUAAGACGGGGGGCGGCCGUUCGGUCGCCUAUGAUAUACGGACCAAUUGGUCAAAAAUGGGUUUGUGCCGCAGGUGUUGAACGAUCUACUCUACACAGGUGUGGGCUUACAGGGCUAGGGCUCAUAAACCCUUUCUUUCAUUCAUCAAGGGGUCGGUCACUUUUCCGGGCCGGGAUCGAGAAGUGGAAGUCAUAAAAAAGAGAUGUUUCUCUUCGCACCUCAUAUCAAGAGGAAAGGUAGCUUGUCAAGCUGGUCUCACUAUUGGAAAUUCUAGCUUUCUUUUUUUUUUUUCACCGGCUCUUCUUCUUUGUCAACGCUACUAAGGACCUGACGGUUCGCCUACUUGAUGGAUGAAAGAACAUGAGAAAGGGUUCUAAAAUAAAAGGCUAGAAAGUCUACUACAGUACAGUCAAAGUCAGCGGCUGAGUUUGCCUAGCCUCGCCUACUCAUUUUUGUAGGCGAGCGAGUUAGCGAAGAGGCUUAGGGAUAAGAGAGUGUCGGUGCGUACGUAGCCUUCAUUCUACUACGCUACACAAAGUCACUUAGCUCGACGUUAAUUAAGAGAGUAAAGGAGGAAUACCCUACAUAGAAGAACCACAGUUCGCUUACAAAGGUAUAACCUUUAGCUCCCCGGGGCUAAGCUGCUUCGCACCACUGAUAGUUAAUUAAGAUUCCAUUUCAAAGGCGCUACUUUGUUUCGCAAGCCUUUGUCAUUGUCAGUCAACUAAGGUUGGCCCUCGGCCCCCUGCGAAUCCGUAAAUCAGAGAGCAUGCCGCAAAAAAAAGGAUGGUCCCCUAUGCAUUUCAUUCUUUCCGGAACGCAAAGAAUUAAAGUACCUGACCCCCCAUCAUGGUGAACCUCUCCUUGUGAUCGGGAUGAGGUAGAUGCCUCCCAGCCGGGGGGGCGGAUCGAAUCGGAGUUUCCUUAGGUAGCCACCGACCUACAGUUCUCCUUAAACUUCUGUGCUUGGUGGAAAAGAAGCGAACAAAGGUACGCUCGCUUGCUGUCUUGUUCUCUGCCGCGGACUGGGAUCGCUCGCCAGCUAGGCCCUCUAGAAAAAAGUUGGAGCAACAUUGUAUGAGAACAUAUUACCCAUCUUCGGGGACAAGGGGCGGAACGACCUCUCGAUCUACUUACUGCAGCCCAGGACGGGCGUCGUCGUCUAGGCGUGACUUCUUGUUUUGAUCUCCCCUACGCCUAGGACGUUGUCUGGGCCAAGAGCCAUAGUUAGUUGCUGUUUCCAUUUGGUUCUUCUUUCUCGUUGUUGAUACCGGCAAGACCCAGCCAGAUGAUGAUGUCUGCUGGUUGGUAGUGAGAGGACUCUUAGUACCCGCAAAAAAGGGCGCUGGUGAAAAAAAACAAUCAUUUGAUUUAGUUUCUUGCUCUCCCUUAGCAGCGGGAAAGGAGUCUAUCUAUCUGCCUAGCUUUGGUAGAUUUCCCCCAACGCAAUUCAAAAACGGAAAUUCCACGAAUCCCUGAGGUGGAUAAGUCCGACGACUCAGCAGCAGUGCGGAAUUGAGUUUCUGGUCCGGUGGAUCUGAUCUAUAGUUAGGGGGCAAUACAUACCAAAAGGUUCGAA